Molecule: messenger RNA, 750 nt
Organism: Papaver somniferum (opium poppy)
Lineage: Eukaryota; Viridiplantae; Streptophyta; Magnoliopsida; Ranunculales; Papaveraceae
Product: protein IMPAIRED IN BABA-INDUCED STERILITY 1-like
Exons: 4
Coding region: 1-750 (249 amino acids)
Biological process (GO): positive regulation of transcription elongation by RNA polymerase II; protein phosphorylation
Cellular component (GO): cyclin-dependent protein kinase holoenzyme complex; nucleus
Molecular function (GO): ATP binding; cyclin-dependent protein serine/threonine kinase activity; RNA polymerase II CTD heptapeptide repeat kinase activity
Source: RefSeq, a predicted model, not a curated record
AUGGAGAGUUGGACGAAGAACAGGAAGGGAAUUGGGUCUGUCGAUAAGAGCAGAAUCAAACAAGAAAUUGGUGCUGUUAAUCUCAGAAGACCUGUUGGGUUUGGUGAACAAGUUGCUGCUGGUUGGCCUUCUUCGCUUAGUGUUGUUGCUCGUGAAGCUAUUUAUGGUUGGAUUCCUCUUCGUGCUGAAAGUUUCGAGAAAUUGGAAAAGAUUGGACAAGGUACAUACAACAGUGUUUUCCAAGCACGAGAGCUUGCAACUGGGAGGAUGCUUGCCUUAAAGAAAGUUCGGUUCGAUAACUUUGAGCCAGAAAGUGUGAGAUUUAUGUCGCGGGAAAUAAUGAUUCUCCGCAAACUGGAGGGACUAAUUACUUCUAGACUGUCAACUAGUGUAUAUCUUGUUUUCGAGUACACGGAACAUGAUAUUGUUGGUUUAUCAUCUUGUCCUGACAUCAAGUUCAGUGAAUCACAGGUUAAAUGCUAUAUGCAUCAACUACUAUCUGGCCUUGAACACUGUCAUUCAAGAGGUAUAAUGCACAAAGAUAUCAAGGGAUCCAACCUUCUUGUUAGUGAUGAUGGAGUUCUGAAGAUAGCUGAUUUUGGCCUGGCAAAUUUUGUUAGUGUCGGGCACAUUCAACCAUUAACUAGUCGAGUUGUUACUUUAUGGUAUCGGCCUCUUGAACUUUUGCUUGGAUCCACCAGUUAUGGGCAAUUUGUUGAUCUAUGGAGUGUUGGUUGUUUAUUCUGUUGA